UGCUUUUAUUAUAGAAAUGGUUUUAUUUUAAUUUCAAAAAUUAUUUUAUUUAAAACUCUAAUAUUAGGUCAUAUUAAACAUAAGUUUACCAAAAUGGAUUUAAAUUCGGAAUUAAUUGAUGGAGUUUGUUUAUUAUUAGAAAAAGCAUUGGAGAAUAACUCCAAAGAUAAAGAAGCAGGUUCUUCGGUAACUAUAUCUCCCACUUUAGCAGAAAAUACAAAUCCAACAUACAAAAUUAUACCGAAAUUUUAUCACAAAGUUCCAAAAAGUGGCGAUAGUCUUGCACAAAAACUUCGGGAAGAAGCACGGUCAUUGUUUUUACAAAAAAGAACUAAAGAACUUCUAGAUAACGACGAAUUAAAAGCUUUAUGGGUAAUUCUAGAGAAGCAUCAUACCGUGUUAUCGCCCACAGGUGAACAAUUAAUUGGAUAUGAUGACUACUUAAAAGUAAUAGAGAAUUCAGAUAGGAAGUGUCAAAAGUUCCUUACAGCAUCUCUAUUUGCUCGCCUACAGACUUCAUCAGGUUAUCCUGCUAGGGUAAAUAUAACGUCCAUAUUUAAUUAUAUUAUGAAAAAAGUUUGGAUGCAACAAACUCGUAUUGGACUGUCUUUAUACGAUUACACAGGCCUUGGCUUUUUGCGAGAAACAGAUUUGGAAAGUUACAUACAGGAAUUAAUACCUACUUUACCCCAACUAGAAGGUUUGGAAAAUUCUUUCCACAGUUUUUAUGUAUGCACAGCUGUUAGAAAAUUUUUCUUUUUUUUGGAUCCUCUACGAACCGGAAAAAUUCGCAUACGAGACAUCUUAGCGAGCGGGUUCCUCGAUGAUUUGCUUGAAUUGCGCGAUGAGGAAAAUCCUAAGGACAAUCAUUAUCAAGAUAAAAAUUGGUUUUCCGCUACGUCAGCACUCACAGUUUAUGGUCACUAUUUAAAUUUGGAUAAGGAUCAUAACGGUAUGUUAAGCAAAGAAGAAUUAAAACAUUUUGGUUCGGGGACAUUAACUACAGUAUUUUUGGAUCGUGUUUUCGCUGAAUGUCUAACUUACGAUAAUGAAAUGGAUUAUAAAACUUAUUUAGAUUUCGUUCUUGCUUUAGAAAAUCGGCAUGAACCUCAAAGUUUACAUUAUUUAUUUAGAAUUUUAGAUGUUGAACAUCAAGGAUAUUUAACGGCGUUUACCUUACAGUAUUUUUUUAAAGGAAUUCAGGAACAGAUCAUUGCACAUAAGUCUGAGCAAGUGAAUUUUGAAGACGUUAAAGAUGAAAUAUUCGAUAUGGUAAAAUCAGUUGAUCCCACUAAAAUUACAUUGAAAGAUUUAAUAAAUUGCGGACAAGCAGAAACUAUAGUGUCCAUACUAAUUGAAUUUCAUAAAUUUUGGGCUUAUGAAAAUCGUGAGGCAAUUGUAAUUGAAACCAAUCCCGACGAAACGCCACAAAAUGUUUGAUAAGAACUUAGUUUUAAUUUUUAACUUUUUACAUUCCACGCAAAUUUUAUACUGUUUUUACAAAUUUUUACAAACUCAAUAAAAUUUUUUGAA
Messenger RNA from Condylostylus longicornis, 1533 nucleotides. RefSeq names its product serine/threonine-protein phosphatase 2A regulatory subunit B'' subunit gamma-like. The record is from RefSeq and is a predicted model, not a curated record. The transcript has 3 exons. NCBI's taxonomy places the organism in Eukaryota, Metazoa, Arthropoda, Insecta, Diptera, Dolichopodidae. Gene Ontology annotation, cellular component: centrosome; spindle. Bases 94 to 1440 code for a protein of 448 amino acids. Gene Ontology annotation, biological process: positive regulation of B cell differentiation; regulation of dephosphorylation; microtubule cytoskeleton organization.